This is a messenger RNA of Salmo salar (Atlantic salmon), 5152 nucleotides long. Its product is annotated as centrosomal protein of 85 kDa-like. The record is from RefSeq and is a predicted model, not a curated record. Gene Ontology annotation, cellular component: centrosome. NCBI's taxonomy places the organism in Eukaryota, Metazoa, Chordata, Actinopteri, Salmoniformes, Salmonidae.
UUUCGCCAGGAGCUGUGGCACGCAUUCAGUGAGAUCACAUCCUUGCAUGCGUUGCUGUUGCCAUCAAUUUAAUAGUAGUUAGUUCUUCAGUCAACUUUACCCAGAUUUUCGAUUUAUGGAGCUCGUUUUGGGCAGAAGACAUGUUAUAAAUAACCGUUAAGUUUCAGUUUUAAAGCUAUGAAUGUCCUUUCGCGCAAUGUAAUCAUGACAAGUUCUUGAGGAAUUCUCUCCACCUUUUGUGUGAUCACGUUUUGCUCUCUACCCUCGGAGUUUCACUGCGAUCGGGCGCAUACAAUCAGUCAUAAUGUGGGGGAGAAACGAAUUUGAGGAUGGAUUUGAUACUUUUAAAACAGGUUCCAGCACCAGCUCUCCUGGAUGGGUCCCGGGGUGUGAGUCGCCAUGGCAGGGUACCUCCUCGGCCCCCGGUAACAGUAACCGAGGACGACGCCACAGCACGGCCUCCGACAGUGGUGACACGGGCAUCGGCACGUCCUGCUCCGACAGUGCAGAAGACCAAUCCAGCUCCAGCACCACACUGUCCUUCCAGCCACUGCGCUCCCAGGGUGCCAUCCCCACAGCCCACGUCAUGCCCUCACCCUCUUCUGGCUCCAAGCUCAGCACGGUACCCUCCCCUGGGGGCAGCCUCUGGUCCUCCUGCCAGCUGCCCUCGCCCCUCGACAGCCCCCUGGACAUGAAGGACCCCCGGCCCGUCCGCCGCUGGUCCUCCCUUACCCGCCUCAGCGUCCAGGAGAAGUCCAGCCCCGUGGGCCGGGCAGCAUACCGCACCGACCCCCACGGCUCCCUGGACAGAGGCAUGCUCUACGGUUACAGGCAGGACCCUCUGCGCCCCACAGAACCCUACCUAUCCCAAGGGCUCCACCUGCGCUCCCCAGGGGCCGAGGCCCGGUACAAAUACCCCCUAAGUACUAAGACAGACUCUCACUCGGCCUGCUCUUCCCCGCUCAAACCCAACACCUUAGACCUGACCUACAGUGCCUUACCAGAGACCAAGCACUCUGGCGUCGGGCUGACGGUACCCAGCCAGAGGGGCCUGCCGCUGGGCCACCAAGCAGUAGGAGGGUCCCCCAUCCAGCCGGCGGUGAGGACCCAGAUGUGGCUGAGUGAGCAGAUGGAGUACCGGCCACCCGGACAUGGGACAGAGCUAUGUGGGGGCUUGUCAGCCUGGCAACAGGAGCAGCAGCAGAGAGAGAGGUUGCGGCAGGAGGCCGAGCUCAACCAGAUGCUGGGCGGAGCCUCACUUCCUGUGAACACUCUGGUGAAGAUCAAAGAGGGCCUGCUGCGACAGAGAGAGCUGGAGAUUGACAGACAGAAGCAGCAGAUCCUACAGCUCCAUGCCCGGAUCAGGGACAAUGAGCUGAGAGCGCAACAGGUCCUCCAGAGCCAGAAGGGGCGCUGUGACGACCCCUAUCUACUUAACGCUAAGGAGUCUCCAUAUGACAGUCCUGUAGCACAGUCCCACCCCCAGCCCCACCCGCAGCUCCAGCCCCAGCCCCACCCCCAGCUCCACCCCCACCCCCAGCCCCACCCCCAGCUCCACCCCCAGCUGCAGGUCCCAGAUAGGGUGAGUCCUCUGUGCUGUGAUAACGGGGAGCUGGGCCGGAAGCUGGCCGCUGCAGAGCUGGAGGUCAUCCACCUCAACGAGUUCCUCAAACAGAACACCCAGAAAUACACAGAGGACACCAAGAAGCUGGAGGAAAAGAUGAAGACGCGUGACCGCUACAUCAGCAGCCUGAAGAAGAAGUGUCUGAGGGAGAGUGAGCAGAACAAGGAAAAGCAGCAGAGGAUAGAGACCCUGGAGAAGUACCUAGCUGACCUGCCCUCCCUCGAUGAGGUCCAGACCCAGGCCCAGCAGCUGGAGGAGGGUCAGGGGAAGGCCCAGGGUCUGCAGGACACAGUGGCUUGUCUGGAGAAGAGUCUGGAGGAGGGCUGCGCCGUGCUGCAGGCGAAAGAGGACCUGAUUGAGACCCAGUGCAAGAGGGAGAAGGAGCUGGUGGCUGCUGUACAGAGUCUGCAGGAGAAGGUGGAGCAGUGUCUUGAGGACGGGGUCCGGCUCCCCAUGCUGGACCUGAAGGAGCUGGAGAUGGAGAACGCACGGUUACAGGAGCAGCAAGCCACCACCACCGAGCUGAUAGACAAUCAGAAGAACCAGAUUGAAAAACUCACCCUUGAGCUGACGGCUGUGGAGCAGAGGCUGCAGAUGGAGCGAUGUCUCUCCCAAGAGCUCCAGCAACAGCUGCAGGGCGAAGACCUGGCUUCACUCGCCGACACCCUCCACCAGAACCAAAGGCAGGUGGAGGAUGGCGUGGUGAUUCGUCAGGGCUGCGGGGGCCAGGGGCUAGAGGCAGGGCCCCUGCUGAAGGAGAUGUCCCUGUGUCUGCUUGACCUCAAGGCCCUCUGUAAUAUCCUCACCCAGAGGGCCCAGGGCCAGGAGCCCAACCUGGCACUGCUACUGGGCAUCAAAUCGAUGAGCAUGUCAGGGGAGGAGAACGACAACUCCCUGGUGGAGGACAGCUUGCGGGCCAAGCUACUGGAGGUUGGCCAGCUGAGGAAGGAUAUUGAGGACCUGCGCACCGCCAUCUCUGACCGCUACGCACAGGACAUGGGCGAAAACUGUGUGACGCAAUGACACACCCGCCAUGAGGGGCACUGACGCCCAGCGACGGCAUGCCCACUCCCGUUUCACAGCCAGUAAGGGUAGGAAAAAUCCUGAUUGGAGGAAGAACAGCGUUAAAAAUUGAAUAAGAAACUAGGUACUUUGUCAAAAUGCUGUAUUUUAUUUAUAUCCAGUUUUACGUGAUGGAGAUAUCUAGCUCCAGCUUUCUGAAUGUAGGAUCAAGCUGUGAAUCAAGUUUACAAGGAAGUCUUAAAAUAGGAUGUUUUGAUUUUUCAAAUGUCAAUUGCGCUUCCUGUGUAAUAGAAUGAAUUCCUGCAUGAUCAUGUACAUUGCUUCAUGCACAGAGACGUACUCAUACCUGGAGACCCUGCCCUCACAGAAGGGAGUAUGAGUGUUUGGCCCCUCCCACACAAUCUCACCGGCCAGUAGGAAACUGACUCACUGCUGCUCUGUCAAGUGCCUCUGUGUGUGAUAGCUUCUCCACUAAUCAGCUGUCCUCUUCCUAAAUUGUCUCCAAUGGCAACCCAUCACAUCGCCACAUGUGUUAUCCAAAGACGAACUCCCCGAACUCUCAGCAGCUGCCCAUAGUCUAUAGUCGAGACUGCCUAGUGGCACUUCCCUUGGCUCCACAACAAAACUGGCCAACCAAGAGAGCUGCUUCUGUUCCAUUUCAGUAUUUCUUCUGUGUGUGUAAGUGGUUCGCUAUUUGGGAUAUGAAUGGUUUUCAAUGGAAGAUUUCAGUGAUGUGGAUCGCCCCAUACUGGUUAUUUGGAUAGAUAUUUUUAAUGAAAAUGAAAUAGCAUGGCAAUAACCCCUUUCGUAUUAUUUGCUGUUGUGUUGAACAUAAUAGCAUCAGGUAAUAUUCAGGUGUUUUUCUAACAGUUAAAUUCAGGAAUUGUUUUUACAAGUUCAGAUUGACUGGUAAGGUCAGGGCUUAAUACUGCCUCCCAUGACUUCAAUAGGCUGCAUUUACAUCGGCAGCACAAUUCUGAUCAUUUUUCCACUAAUUGGUGAGCUGAUUAGUCAAAAGAUGAAUUAUUGAAAGAAAAAUAAAUUGGGCUGCUUGUGUAAAUACAGCCAUAGACACCAUUUGAUUGAGACUAGAACUAAUGCAAAACCACCACAGCAGCACUUCUACAGUAUAGGCCCACAUUACCUACUGGGACUUGACUCAUUUGUAUAAAUCCAUUGUCAAUAUAGGCACCAGUUAAACAUUGAGUUGACUGAGAAAUAUUCCUCCAACCUCUACCACACAGAGGGGGCUCUAGAUGAAUGCAUCCAUGGAGUAAUCGUUGGUUCACAUUCUUCUGUUUUACUUUGACUGCUGUUCCCACUAUGUCAUAGGAACUUGCUUCAUCUCAAACUAAUUGGAACGUGAAUUUUAGCGAGCCGGUCAUGACAACCAACACAUUACUGUUUGCUAUAAGGCAGGGUUUCUAACUAUCCUCGGGACCCCCGUUUUGUUUUGCCCUAACGCUACAACAGCGGAUUCAAAUGAUCAAGCUUGAUUAUUUGAAUCAGCUGGUGCAAAAUAAAAACCUGCUAUAAGGUGAUGUUAUACAUUUUUACAGAUUGUAAUAUAUCCUGGUAACAAGUGGUUCAAAAUGGUCAUCAGUUUAGAGCCAAGUAUAUUUUGCAUGUCUCAAUUUAGACUAAUGUAGUUGUAGGAUAUUCUAUUAUAUUGUUGUAUUACCAAUCUUAGAAAGGAAACAUGGGCUAUGUAAAAUGUUUUGGCAGGUUAAGAUAAAGAACAAAGGUUGAUUCGGGCCUAGAUUCAAACCAUACCACUGAAGAGCCGAGUAAUAGCAGCAUUGAAAGGUAAUUUCCGAUUGGGCCGACAUGCAACAUUUACCAUGAUUGCAGUCUCCGAACAUUGCCUUUAAAAAUUGCACAGGUCUUCAGCAACAUCGAUUGAAUCUAGUCCUAAGCAUUACAUGGAAACUAAUAUGCAUGGAAACUAAUAUGCAAUGUGACAUGCACCAGCUAGCGCCUCCCAUUCAGUAGCAGAUCUGAAAUGUUAUUGUUCUUCUGUGCCUUUUAAUGUAUGCAGCAGAUAAGAGCUCCUGUUUCUCCCUAUUGACAGGGUCUGGAGACAACUAUUCUGCAUCGUGUAAAUAAAAGGCUACCCGUCACUGUAUGAUUACACAAUUAUGCUAAGCCAUAGCCACAAAAUAUAGCCACUCAGGUAAAUUAAGGCCAUAACAGGCUCUUGUGAAACCUGAAGAAUGUACUUUGAUGCACAGCAUCCAUUGUGAUGUGUAGGUCUGUGCGAGUAUAGUGCUCAUCUAAAGGGAAACAGGUGUGGUUGUCAUGGCUGUCUGUACCGGACUAGGAGCCACUGGUUGGCUUUACUGUACAUAGGAAUUUGUUUAAUGUUAUGCUCUUAGUUUUGCAGCUAGAUUUUAUGAAUGCCAAAAGUUUAUUUAUAUACUAUGUUCCUAAAAGUGUUAAGUAUUUUUCCAUUUAAGGUGUGAUUGUCAUUUGUACAGAAUGCAAAUAAAAUAUUUUUCUAUAACA